Thermothielavioides terrestris NRRL 8126 is the source of this 1314-nucleotide messenger RNA. RefSeq lists its product as uncharacterized. Bases 1 to 1314 code for a protein of 437 amino acids. The transcript has 5 exons. The record is from RefSeq and is a predicted model, not a curated record. Gene Ontology annotation, molecular function: transmembrane transporter activity. Gene Ontology annotation, cellular component: fungal-type vacuole membrane. Lineage: Eukaryota; Fungi; Ascomycota; Sordariomycetes; Sordariales; Chaetomiaceae. Gene Ontology annotation, biological process: transmembrane transport.
AUGGCGUCUGAUCAUUCCACCACGGAUAUCGCUGACCCCGAUGCUCAGCCGGCGCCAGAGAGCCAGAAGGAGUUUGACGGCAAGGGAGGCAAUCCGGCGUCGCAUGGAAAAGCCCCGGAUGGCGGAUUGGCUGCGUGGCUGAUGGUCCUCGGUGGUUUCUGUGUCAUGUUCUCGUCGUUUGGCUGGAUCAACAGCAUUGGCACCUUUCAAGCGUUCUAUCAGCGAGACCUGCUCCGCGAGUACUCGCCGAGCGCGAUCGCUUGGAUCCCCUCGCUGCAGAUUUUCUUCAUGUACGCCAUGUCCCCAGUUGUCGGUCGACUUCAGGACCAGUACGGGCCAAGAUACCUGGUCAUUGUCGGAUCGUUCCUCCACGUCUUCGGACUGAUGAUGACGUCCAUCUCCACCAAGUAUUAUCAGAUCCUGCUCUCACAGGGCGUGUGCAGUGCCAUUGGCGUGUCCGUCAUCUUCCAGCCGGCCGUCAGUUCCCUUCCGAGCUGGUUCGACAAGAAACGCGGUGCUGCCUACGGACUCAUGUCGAUCGGGUCUUCGAUUGGCGGCAUUAUCUUUCCCAUCAUGAUGAACAGGCUGAUUGACGAGGUCGGCUUCGGAUGGGCGAUGCGGAUUGCCGCCUUCAUGAUCCUCUUCCUCUUGGCCAUCAGCUGCCUGACGAUCCGGUCCCGCGUCCCGCCCUCGCCUCGUCCGCUCUCGCGGGACGCCCUGGCGCAGCCGUUCCGAGACGUGAAGAUGAUUUUGCUCACCGUCGGGUUCGUGCUGCUGACGUUUGGCGUCUUCAUCCCCAUUGACUACUUGGUCGUCGAGGCCAUCACCGAGGGGAUGAAGCCGGACCUCGCUCAGUAUCUGAUUGCAAUGCUAAACGCUGGGAGCAUCUUCGGCCGUGGCAGCGCCGGCUUCUUGGCGGACCGCUUCGGCACCUACAAUAUUUUCACUCUUGUCUGCUACCUCGCCGGCAUCUUGAUUCUCGCCCUCUGGAUUCCGGCCACCAGCAACGCAGCCAUUGUCGUCUUCGCCAUCCUGUUUGGCUUCUCCUCCGGCGCCUACGUCGCCUUGUCCGCCGCGCUCGUCGCCGCCAUCUCGCCGUUCCCCCAGAUCGGAUACCGCAUCGGGCUGAUCUUCCUCAGCUCGUCUGUCAGUGGUCUGACCACGAAUCCUAUUGCCGGCGCCAUUCUGGAUCACGACAACGGGUCAUAUGUGGGCAUGAAAGUCUUCGCCGGCGUCCUUCUGAUCGCCGGAACCACCCUGGUGUUUGGGGCCCGACUCUACCAGACCGGACCGAAACUCCUGGCCAAGUUCUGA